Messenger RNA from Suillus fuscotomentosus, 1035 nucleotides. RefSeq lists its product as uncharacterized. Lineage: Eukaryota; Fungi; Basidiomycota; Agaricomycetes; Boletales; Suillaceae. The record is from RefSeq and is a predicted model, not a curated record. The annotation marks the transcript as partial. The transcript is spliced from 2 exons.
GUGGCGACAUGGAUAUCAACAGGGUUAGCAAUUGAAGAGGCUCAGAUUGCAUUGCUCAUCGAGGUCCGAAGGAUCGGAAGAAGAUCCACCGAGACACAGAGAUUAGACAUCGCCCGUCAAAGAGAUCGGCUCCAAGGCCAGAUAGAUGGAUUUGCUCGGUCUGCUCUAACACAUCUCGGGGAGGGAUUUGAUGCAGAUGAUGAACCUGAAGACUUGGACGUAGACAUUCUAGAUGAUCUCGAUGAUGACCCGGCGGAUUUCACAGAGACAUCUCACACAUGGACAAACUCUCCCGAGCUAACUGUAAUCCCAUUGCCAUCAAACCUGGGGGUUGAUAGAUGCAGACGAUGCAUGGCAGAGGAUCUGAUUCCCCUGGAGAUGUCGCUUCGUGAAGGGCAGGCCAAUGAUGCCCUUCACAAUCUCCGCAUUUACCUUUGCAACAAGGCCAUCCUGUUCCGAACAACCGUUAGGCAGGCCAAUUCCCAGGCCCUGAAAACUCGAGCUUGGUCCCAGGUGACGUCGGUGCAGCAGGCAGUCUCCCUCCAUGCCAGCAUAUAUACAAAGACAAGGAAGCAAAUGAUGAAACUUGAGCCGGGGCAAGACCAGCUUCAGAAAUACAAACCCCUGCUUCGCGAGCAACUCAAAAUCAGCACUGCAGUGGGCGACCCAAAUGCCCGAGGUCAACGAAAUGAAUCUUUGGCUUGGUUUUGGUCUGUUGAAGUCGACCUCGGGGGUCCUGAUCAAUCGUGGAAUGAAGAAUUUUACCGAGUCCAUUGGCUGAGGGCAAAGGCACUACGGGAUCGAUGGAGGGAAGAAAUGCUAUUGGUCACAUUGGAGAUGGAUUGGACAUGUAAGUUCUUUUUGUGGAAAACAACCAUAUGGGGCGAGCACAUGCAGGAAUCAUUGGAGAAACGACUUCCGGGUCACGGAUGCUACGCCGGAAGGCAAUCCCACAUGUAUUCAUUGCUGGCACAGGAUGCGCAGGCAGCUUUUCAAGACCUACAAAACGUGUUGAUAGAGGCUGGAGAUGAAUGA